GGCUUCGGCCGCUCAUCUGCAUUUAAAAUGAGGUGUUCAAUUCAGCGCGAGUUGCAGUCGCCCAAACUUCUAAUUCGUCGUCCCAACCACAAACCUUCAUCCGUGCCGUCACCUGUGAAAGAUGUGAAAGAUACGGGAAAAUGCCUACCAGAGGAGGUCGCCAUUAAAGAUAAAAUUCCAGAAAAUGACACUGUAGCUUGCUACAUACCACAAACCUUAGAUAUCAGCCGAGAAACCUGUGGUGUUGAAGGUCUAAACAAGCUGAAAGGGGAAAUCUCUGUCAAAGACGAGAGCAAAGAAGAAGAUGAGGUAAAGGAUUUCGAGGAGAAGCUUGCAUUUGCUGCAUUUCUCCGUCUUUACAGAGAAACUCAUGGAGAGACAAGGGGCCAAUAUCGCAGCGGUUUUGCCAUGGCACGGGAUGCCCUAGCUUGUGCUUUCUGGAUAAUGGCCCUUCUCAUGUCACUCGACGUCUUCAUCAACGGUCCUCAUCGCUCUCAGGUCCAGUUCUUUGGACCACCUCCCACUUGAUGAUACCUCUCUCUCUCUCUCUAAACUUUUCCAACAAAAUCUCUCUCUUUCUGAUUGCCAGCAAAACUCUGUUUUCUCUCUCCCUCGAUGUCUCUCUAUUUGUGUGAAGGCGACUCGAAAGCGUGUGUAGGGUCCAUGUACAUAGGGAACAAUUUCUCACCAACAGUUUCAUUCA
Molecule: messenger RNA, 703 nt
Organism: Amborella trichopoda
Lineage: Eukaryota; Viridiplantae; Streptophyta; Magnoliopsida; Amborellales; Amborellaceae
Source: RefSeq, a predicted model, not a curated record